CAUGUGACGCCCUAUCCGCAAUCAUGGCAGGGAAAAGAUUUGUGCGGUGUGGGAAAGAAGUGAAGAGGACGUCUGUUGUUUGUAAUGCAUUGAUAUUUUCUUGAGUUAACGCAGCGCGGAAUGAAACCAAGAGGCAUGCAAAUAUUUUUUUGCUGCAGGGCUUCACUUUAUCAUUGGGCAUGGAUUUCGAAUCGGAAUGUCCAAAUGACGUGUAAUCUAUUCUUUCAGCCUAGACAGAGUAGAGCAAAGUGCGUGGUUAGCAACUAGGAUAGCUUCUGUCUAUCCAGCUAACUUCAUUACUGUACUUUAAAAAAUACAUAUAGAUAGCUAGAUAACGGUAUCAGACUAACCUUUUCCCAGUUUAGUUGGUAUUUGCAACUUGUCUGUGUCGAUGCCUCUCGACAGUCUUAAACAUUCUGCUAUUCUUUCAACUUUGUUUAAAAUGGCAGACGACAUAGAAUUAAUAGGAGCUUCUGAAUUUAUAAAAGAUCGAUUAUAUUUUGCUACCAUAAGAAGCAAACCAAAAAGCACUGCAAACACACACUACUUCUGCACGGAUGACGAAUUUAUCUAUGAAAACUUCUAUGCAGAUUUUGGACCCCUCCACCUAGCCAUGCUGUAUAGAUAUUGUUGUAAACUCAACAAAAAGCUGAAGACAAUCUGUAGGUCUGUCAUAUGUAGAUGUUGGUCAAUGUUGAAGUCCUUCACACUGACCAGAAAGCGAAUCGUACACUACACCAGCUUUGACCAGCGGAAAAGGGCCAACGCUGCUGUUUUAAUCGGUGCCUAUGCUGUCAUCUACCUGAAGAAGACUCCAGAGGAGGCCUACAGGGCUCUGAUCUCAGGCUCCAAUUCUUCAUAUCUUCCCUUCAGAGACGCCUCAUUUGGAAACUGCACAUACAACCUGACUAUUCUCGACUGCUUGCAAGGAAUCCGGAAGGCCCUGCAGCAUGGAUUCUUUGACUUUGAGUCGUUUGAUGUGGACGAAUAUGAGCACUACGAGCGAGUGGAAAAUGGAGACUUCAACUGGAUCGUGCCUGGGAAAUUUCUGGCCUUCAGUGGACCCCAUCCCAAAAGUAAAAUAGAAAAUGGCUACCCUCUUCACGCUCCAGAAGCAUACUUCCCCUACUUCCGACAGCACAACGUUACCUCGGUCGUCCGGCUCAACAAGAAGAUCUACGAUGCCCAGCGCUUCACGGAUGCCGGCUUCGACCACUACGACCUGUUCUUUGUAGACGGCAGCACGCCAAGCGACAUCAUCACCCGCCGCUUCCUGCACAUCUGCGAGAGCACUGACGGCGCCGUGGCCGUCCACUGCAAAGCUGGCCUUGGGCGUACAGGCACUCUCAUAGGCUGUUACCUGAUGAAGCACUACCGCUUUACAGCAGCAGAGACCAUUGCCUGGAUCAGAGUCUGCCGACCAGGCUCCGUCAUCGGCCCUCAGCAGCACUUCCUGGAGGAGAGGCAAGCAGCCAUGUGGAUGCAAGGAGACGUGCAGCGUUCGCAGCAGAAGCAGCCGAGGGGCGUGUCUCGCCUCACCUCCAGCAUGGAUGACCUCACCCUCAACCCCACCCUCACCACCAGCCCUGGUGGCAUCCUCAAGUCCCACAGCAUCGACCGCCUCCAAGAGAACGACUACAUUGGAGAGAACGGGCUCUGCAUGACCCAAGGAGAUAAACUGCGUGCCUUAAAGGGCCGGCGGCAGCCCAGGUCUGCCACAACGGGAGCCCUAAGACUUGAAGACAUGAAAAUGCACACCAGGUCACCGUCCCAACCUUUUAGCAGGAUGAACCUCGGAGUGGGCACUCAGGGCACCAUCUCCCCUCUCAAGUCCUCCAAAGUCCCGUCAUCCUCUGCUUCGGCCAGCGCCAAGAGAAUCGGCAGCAGCUCCUCUUCAGCGUCCAACCUCAAGAGCUCCUCCAUCAACUCCAGGCUAGCCAGCUCCCUAGGCAACCUGUAUGCAGCCAACGGCGGUGAGGACAAUAAGAAGCUGCCAUUCGCUCCCACUUCAUCACCACCCUCCUCUCCCCCCUCGUCCAUCGUCACCAUCACUCCAUCGGGCCGGACGGCUCCUGGUCCCUGCUACGUGGCUAACGGCUCGCGCGGCACCAAUUACCACCAUUCCGAGGCCAACAACAAUCAGUAUAAUUCCUCCCCCGCCGGGAUCUUCAGCCACGGUGGCCUUGCGGGGGCCCCACACCACGCUGCAGGCAGGCUGGGGCCCAGGCCUGAGGAUUAUGGCCCCUACAGAUCCCAAAAGGGGGGCUACUCCGGCCUGAGCGGACCCUCUGGCCGCUACCUCAGUCGCUCAAUCCCCUCCCUUCAAUCUGAAUAUGUUCAAUACUAAAUCGGUGGUGCUGCGUUGACCGGACAGACACCUUGACACUGGACCUCUGACCUGGAUGGGAUGGGUCUCCCACCCCCUUUUUUUUCUCUCGCAAUAUCUCCCCCACUCUCUCCUACAUACUGAAAGAAAAAUUAAUAAACCGUGGCAUCUGAAUGGGUGUGGUCUUUGGAGACGGGCACAUUGACAGCCACAAACUCCCAAGUGCUCAUGGAACUUUGAGUUUUGGGCUUCUUAUGUCAGCCUCAGACGGCCUCGAUCCACCCUAACUGCAGUCACUGUUUGGAUAAUGCUUACAAAGGGCGAUUUGUUUACCCAGCUUUUUCCCCCCUUUUUUUCUGGCGAGCUAUGAUUAGGUUUGGCCAGGCUGUGACUGUGAGUGCUCUUUCUUUUAAAGCUGAGAUCCGGACAUAUAGACUUUCCUGUAUCACAUAUCUCUGUUUUCUUUUAUAUGUUUAUGUGCUAAUACUGUGUACACAUGACUUGUACUGGGGGGGGGAAUAGUUAAAAAUAAUAAUAAUAAUUUUAGACAAUGUUUUUAUACAUGAAAUAUGACAAUUUUGUUGCCUGGAUAAAGAAAUGUUUAUUUAGAAGUGGUUUAAAGAACAUGUUUUGGUUUACGACAAUUCUAUUUUUGUCUCUGAGUGUAACUACUUCACUAACAAUACAUCUAGAUGAAAAUAUGUGAGAUUGUGAGAGACGGCUUACGGUAUUUUGCGAGCCGUGUUCCUUAUCAACAAUGUAUUUACAGGACCAGGCUCAGGGUAAAGUGCUCUCCUAUUUACGAUUGUGUUUUGUGCGUGGGUGGGGGUGUAUGUCCGCGUGUGCAUGUAGUAGCAUGUACGUACCAUAGACUAUGAGAAUAUGUACGUAUGUGCCCAUGUGAGCGAGUGGUUACCGUGUGUGUAGGGGGUUGUCUAGAGAUCAUGUUUGCAGUCCUCUGGUGAUGGGCUCUAGAGAAGAGAUGUGAAUGGAAGAGAAUUACAAAUAGGGAAGAAAUUAAUGCUGUUUCUUCACUAUUCUAAAACAAAAAUGUUUUGUUUUUGAUUAAGUCAAUUCAAUCGACUGGUUUCAAUUGGAACUAAUAAAUAAUGUUCUCCUCUGUCGCAAGCCUACAGGAGAUUUGCAUAUCAAUGGGACAACUAUAGGAUAAAUACUAAAGUCAUACCUGCAACCAGCGUUUUGUAGGCCUUGUGACUAUGUACUGUAUGUUUAGCAUGAUGAACCAAAAGGAUGAUUCAAACCGUGGUCAUUACUAGAGGAAAUUUGAGUUGUGGUGUUGGACCGACACCACCCACAACACAAGCCUCAGUCCCUACAGUAUACUGUUCAUGCCAGGCAGCUCAGCAACCCUCUCCACAGACACAGGAUCCCACUGCAAUCAUGCUCUUUUUAAUGGGAAAAUGUUUGAUUUUAAUGAGCAGAUUUUCAGUGUUAUUCGACACUCAUUGACUCGCUGUAGAUUACGAAACUUGAUUUUGUGGCAGACUAUUUUUAAACGCGCACACACACACACACACCCUACUGUAGAACCAAUUAUGUUUGUUGUUUUAUAAUUCAAGGCGCAGUGGAAGUUCAUCGCUAUUACUGAAAUAUUUCCAUGUUGUGUGGCGUGUUUGUGUUGAAUGUAAAAACUAGUCAGAGACUGUUUUUCCUGGCUUGUGUGUAUUAUAAUUAGUUCAGCUUGUAGAUGGAGAGAACUUUUGCAGGUAGAGGUUCCUAAAAAAAUAAAAAUAAAUGAAAAGCACAACUGUCCCCCCCAAAAAAUGCUUUCUUUAGAAUGUAAUGCUGGAUGUCAUUGGGUGCACAAUGCAGCGGUCAUUAUCAAAGCUGGAGUUCUACCAAUGAGUAUGGCCUACGAUGGCCCAACUAAGUACAUUUUCUGUUGGACCUUGUAACAAUAGAUCCAUAUAUUUGGAUGCUUCUUAUUUUUUUAUUUUAUGUAGUUGAAUAUUGAAAUUGAUUUGGGGGAGAGAAAAAAAAUGGAUACAGAAGCAUUUGUUUAUCACUGAUUUGAUCAUUUUUGUUAUUAUUUUAGACCUCUGUACAUUCCUGGCAGUGACAUUAUUUUGUUUCAAAAUGGGAGAAUCUUAAUGCAGGUGUUCUACCUCCAUGAAAUGUACAAUUUUAAUAGCAAAAUUCUUACAUGCAUAUAUUUUUUCAAGCAGUAUGUAAAGAAAAUGUUAUAACUGUAGAUCAGUAUUUUUCAUACAGUAAGCAUACUAAAAUGCAAAUGUGUCUACUGUAUGUACACAGAGCAAAAAUAUAAACGCAACAUUUUAAAAGAUUUUACUGAGUUUAUUUAAGGAAAUCAGUCAAUUAAAAUAAUUGCAUUAGGCCCUAAUCUAUGGAUUUCACAUGACUGGGGAUACAGAUAUGCAUCUGUUGGCCACAGCUACUGUACUUUAAAAAAAAUAGGUAGUGCUGUGGACCAGGGGAAAAAACAGUCCGUAUCUGGUGUGACCACCAUUUGCCUCGUGCAGUGCGACACAUCUCCUUCGCAUGGAGUUGAUCAGGCUGUUGAUUGUGGCCUGUGUAAUGUUGUUCCACUCCUCUUCAAUGACUUGGCUGUGCGAAGUUGCUGGAUAUUGGCAGGAACUGGAACAUGCUGUCGUACAUAUCGAUCCAGUGCAUCCCAAAAGUGCUCAAUGGGUGACAUAUCUGGUGAGUAUGCAGGCCAUGGAAGAACUGGGACAUUUUCAGCUUCCGGGAAUUGUGUACAGAUCCUAGCGACAUAGGGCCAUGCAUUAUCAUGCGGAAACAUGAGGUGAUGGCGGCGAAUGAAUGGCAUAACAAUGGGCCUCGGUAUCUCGUCACAGUAUGUCUGUGCAUUCAAAUUGCCAUUGAUAAAAUGUAAUUGUGUUCAUUGUCCAUAGCUUAUGCCUGCCCAUACCAUAAUCGCACAACCAUCAUGUGGCACUCUGCUCACAAUGUUGACAUCAGCAAACCGCUCACCCACAUGAUUCCAUACACGCUGUCUGCCAUCAGCCAUGAAGAGCACACUUCUCCAGCAUGCCAGUGGCUAUUGAAGGUCACCAUUUGCCAACUGAAGUCGGUUACGACGCUGUACUGCAGUCGGGUCAAGACCCUGGUGAGGACGACAAGCACGCAGAUAAGCUUCGCUGAGACAGUUUGUGCCAAAAUUCUUUGGUUGUGCAAACCCAGUUUCAUUAGACGAUCCCGCAGGUGAAGAAGCCGGAUGUGGAGGUCCUGGGCGUGGUUACACGUGGUCUGCGGUCGGAUAUAUGGCCAUAUUCUCUAAAAUGGGGUUGGAGGUGGCUUAUGGUAGAGAAAAUGAACAUUCAAUUCACUAACUCUGAUGGACAUUCCUGUGGUCAGCAUGCCAAUUGUGUGCAUGCUGACCGCAGGAAUGUCCAUCAGUUAGUGAUACGGCAUAUUUUAAUGUGUCCCCAGCACAAGGUGCACCUGUGUAAUGACAACGCUGUUUCAUCAGCUUCUUGAUAUGCCCCACCUGUCAGGUGGAUGGAUUAUCUUGGCAAAGGAGAAUUGCUCACUAAGAGGGAUGAAAACAAAUGUGUGCAUAAAACUUGAGCAAAAUACGUUUUUGUGCAAAUAGCACAUUUCUGGUAUCUUUUUGGUUCAGCUCAUGAAAAUGGGACCAAUACUUAACAUAUUGCGUUGUAUAUUUUUUGUUCAGUGUAUAUAUUUUACAUUUACAGUUAAUGCAGGUUUCUAAAGUAAGUAACAAAAUAAAAACACAUUUUAAAGAU
Messenger RNA from Oncorhynchus mykiss (rainbow trout), 6075 nucleotides. RefSeq names its product cell division cycle 14Ab (gene cdc14ab). Gene Ontology annotation, biological process: protein dephosphorylation. Lineage: Eukaryota; Metazoa; Chordata; Actinopteri; Salmoniformes; Salmonidae. The record is from RefSeq and is a predicted model, not a curated record.